AUGCAGACAGACGAUAAAAGAAGAUCUUAUGGAGAGAGAAGAGCAGCAGUAAUGGUCGAAGCUGCAGAGGCUAAGAAAAGCAUUCGCAAAGUUAACCGAAGGCUCGUCAAUUACAUGACCAAGGUGGUUGGACUGCAACGCCCUCACGAAACAGUUACAGCGUCCAGAAAGGAAAUGGUGAAAAUCAUUCACGAAUACAACUCGGAUCUCUUCGACAGCCACGUCCACCUUUCGUCAUGUGAAAUAAAGGAAAAUGGAUAUAUUGUACCACCGGUUCUCCUUUCUGAAAUCCGACAUGCCAUUUUAUCGGUGAAAAAUCGAACAGCACCAGGUCCGGAUAGGAUAAGACCAGAACACCUGAGGAACCUUCCACCAGUCCUCGUAAACACACUGGCUCAGCUUUUCACACGUUACCUGACCGAGUACAAGGUCCCUACCUUGUGGACGACCAGCAAGACUGUGUUAUUCUUCUCGAAAAGUGAGCUGCACGACAACGGUAGCUAUCGCCCGGCCUACUUGCUGUCUUUCGUCUACAAACUUUUUUCUCGAGUCAUUUUAAACAAGAUUGAUAGAACACUGGACGAUGGGCAUCCAUGUGAGCGAGCAGGGUUUCAAAAAGGAUUUAGUACGAUGGACCACAUCCACGCGAUAACAAGGCUCAUUGAAGUAUCGUAA
This is a messenger RNA of Angiostrongylus costaricensis, 675 nucleotides long. Lineage: Eukaryota; Metazoa; Nematoda; Chromadorea; Rhabditida; Metastrongylidae. The record is from the annotation of a GenBank genome assembly.